ACUUCCCGCUUACGGCUUAACAGUCAAGACAAGUCAUUUCUUCAUCUUUCUUUUUUCGCUGCUUUUGGGUUAAAGAUUAAAGCUUGAAUUCGCUGCCCAGAAGAAGGUAUUCUUCGUUUCUUUCCCAUUGACGGAUUGAUUUCAUGUUUCCUUGCAGCCGCAAACAUUUCUCUUCUGGGUACCAAGAUUUGUUGCUUUUAAGAUUUCAUCGAUGCCAUCGGAGUAACUCUAUUGAACCCAACGAGUUUAUGAACUAGGUUUUCUCUUCUUCAGUUUCUUAUUCUUGACUAAUUUCAUACAUUGUUUAUUAACCGUUGAUAAGAGACGUCAUUAUGGACGACGAUAUCUAAUGAUUUCGGACUUCAGUCCAGAACAUUUAUUGUCGAUUGAAUUUGUUCAAAUCGGGCGUUUCGAUUUGUUGAAAUCGGGUGUUUCUUUUUUCUUCUGUUGCUUUAACGAAACUUGACUAAAUUAGUGCAUCUGGGUGGGAGUUCUCAGAGGAUGAAGAGGCCAAAAUCUGAUAUUUCUAGUUUAAGGAGGCUGAAAUUGCCUUCAAUUUUGUUGGGUAUUGCUGUGUUUUACUUGCUUUUCAUCUCCUUCAAGUUCCCUCGUUUUCUCGAGAUUGCUACCACGCUGAGUGGUGAUGAUACAUAUUUGGUUACUCGUGAGAGGUUUGAUGAGAAUCCCAGACAUGAUGAUUUGAGAAAACCCCAUGUUUCUGUUUACAAAGAUACGAUCAACCAAGCAGCACCGUCGACGCCACAGGCGAAACCUAUUCAAUUUAACUAUGGGAGAAUCACGGGUGAGAUAAUGAGGAGAUGGAACAGGACGAACGGUCAAUCUGUAUUUGAUCGAAUGGCUGAUGAGGCCUGGGCUUUAGGUUUGAAGGCAUGGGAAGAAGUGGAUACAAUUAAUGGAAGAAAUAUAAGCCAAAAGGCUAUUAUACCUGAAGGGAAGCCUGAAUCAUGUCCAUCAUGGGUAUCUAUGAGUGUUGAAGAAUCACAGCAGGGAGAUCUUAUUAUGUUCCUUCCUUGUGGUCUUUCUGCGGGUUCUUCCAUUACAAUUGUGGGAACACCUCAUUAUGCUCACGAUGAGUAUGUGCCUCAGAUGAAAAGGAUAAGAAGUAAUAUGAAUGGUAUGGUCCCGGUUUCACAAUUUAUGGUUGAAUUGCAAGGUUUGAAAUCAGUGGUUGGGGAAGAUCCGCCAAAGAUUCUUCAUCUGAAUCCUCGAAUUAGAGGUGAUUGGAGCAACCGAUCUGUCAUUGAGCACAACACCUGUUAUAGGAUGCAGUGGGGUACAGCUCAAAGGUGCGACGGUUUACCAUCUAAAACUGAAGAUGACAUGCUUGUUGAUGGGUAUAUGAGAUGUGAAAAAUGGAUGAACAGUGAUAAUUCUGAUUCAAGAGAGUCAAAAACAACAUCAUCGUGGUUAAAGAGGUUUAUUGGGCGUGCACAGAGGCCUGAAGUGACAUGGUCGUAUCCUUUGUCAGAAGGAAGACUUUUUGUCCUCACGAUCCGUGCAGGCAUGGAUGGUUUCCACAUUAAUAUUGGGGGUCGGCAUGUCAGUUCAUUUCCAUAUAGAACGGGGUUUACCCUUGAGGAUGCAACUGGAUUAGCUAUUAAAGGUGAUGUGGAUAUUCAUUCAGUUCAUGCCACUUCUUUGCCAACAUCUCAUUCUAGCUUCUCAGUCCAAAGGGUGUUAGAAAUGUCUGAACAAUGGAAAGCCGAUCCUUUGCCCAAAAUUCCCAUUAGACUUUUCGUUGGAAUCAUUUCUGCAACGAAUCACUUUGCUGAGAGAAUGACUGUUAGAAAAACUUGGAUGCAGGCCUCGGUUAUCAAGUCCUCAAAUGUAGUAGUUCGUUUCUUUGUUGCAUUGAGUCCAAGAAAAGAGGUGAAUGCAGUUCUGAAAAAAGAGGCUGAUUAUUUUGGAGACAUUGUGAUCUUGCCAUUUAUGGAUCGCUACGAACUGGUAGUUCUUAAAACUGUUGCAAUCUGCGAGUAUGGGGUUCAAAAUGUAACUGCUGCAUACAUCAUGAAAUGUGACGACGACACCUUUGUGAGGGUUGAUACUGUCUUGAAAGAAAUUGAUGGGGUUUCUCCCAUACGACCCCUUUAUAUGGGCAAUCUCAAUCUCCAGCAUAGACCACUUCGGUAUGGGAAAUGGGCAGUGACAUAUGAGGAGUGGCCAGAAGAAGUUUAUCCUCCUUAUGCAAAUGGGCCGGGGUAUAUUAUUUCAAGUGAUAUCGCCAAGUAUAUUGUUUCUCAACACACGAAAACACAAUUAAGGCUAUUCAAGAUGGAGGAUGUAAGCGUGGGAAUGUGGGUUGAGCAGUUCAAUACUACAAGACCGGUUCAAUACUCGCAUAAUUGGAAGUUCUGUCAAUAUGGAUGCAUGGAAGAUUACUAUACUGCCCAUUAUCAAUCCCCUAGACAGAUGAUUUGUUUGUGGGACAACCUUUCAAAGGGGCUGCCCCAUUGUUGCAACUUUAGAUGACCCCGGAAAAAUUCUGCCCGGUUUAACUAUAUUGUACAAGUUUGACUUCCUUUUUCCUCGAGGUAAUUUGCCCAUUCAUGCUUGCGAAAGAUAGUUAUGUUGCGGUGAAGUAGUUGUCUUCUUCUCGAGCAUUUCUAGAUCUAGAUUCAGAUAUCGGGGCAAACAUUUAUUGGCUUUGUUAAGCCAUAUAUUGGUGUAAAUUGUUAUAUGUUUAGAAGAUUUGAUUUGUCACAUUGUGCAUUAUUGAAUUAAUGUAAGGUUGAUAUACAGUUUCUUGUUUAUUGC
Molecule: messenger RNA, 2778 nt
Organism: Impatiens glandulifera
Lineage: Eukaryota; Viridiplantae; Streptophyta; Magnoliopsida; Ericales; Balsaminaceae
Product: hydroxyproline O-galactosyltransferase GALT2-like
Exons: 7
Coding region: 502-2493 (663 amino acids)
Cellular component (GO): Golgi membrane
Molecular function (GO): carbohydrate binding; galactosyltransferase activity
Source: RefSeq, a predicted model, not a curated record